GUUUCCGGUAUUUUUUUCUGCAUAUUUUCAGCAUGUUUUAAUAUUCGACCAGAGACAUAUAUUUACAUCUCUUAUUGGCUUAACAAUGUUAGAGUAUAAAAAUAGUAUCAAUACCAACCAGGGCCGUCGGCCACUUAAAGAGAUGCAUAUUGACGUCGCUGGUCAAAGAGAAACGAGAGAUAUGAAAUAAAACCAAGAGUAGCAUGAAACAUUCAAUAUGCAUGGUGUCAGAUUUCUUUUAUCCCAACAUGGGAGGAGUGGAGAGCCACAUCUAUCAGCUGUCGCAGUGUUUGUUGGAGAGAGGCCACAAAGUGGUUGUCGUGACUCAUGCCUAUGGAAAUAAGAAGGGAGUAAGGUACCUCAGCAAUGGUCUGAAGGCUUAUUAUCUUCCUUUUAUUCCAUUUUACAACCAAUGCAUCCUCCCCACCAUAUUUACUACAUUCCCUCUGCUGAGAAAUAUAUUCAUCAGAGAGCAAAUAACCAUUGUACAUGGACACUCUGCUUUCUCCACGUUAGCCCAUGAAGCCAUGUUCCAUGCCCGUACAAUGGGCUUGAGGACAGUGUUCACAGACCAUUCCUUGUUUGGGUUUGCUGAUGCCAGCUCCAUUCUGACAAACAAGGUUCUUCAGUUCUCCUUGUCGGAUACCAAUCAUGUCAUUUGCGUCUCUCAUACAAGCAAAGAAAACACAGUGUUGAGAGCGAGCAUUAAGCCUCAGAUGGUUUCAGUCAUUCCUAAUGCCGUGGAUGGAACGAUGUUCACUCCGGAUCCAACAAAAAGACAUCGAGAUAAAAUUACCAUUGUAAUGGUCAGUAGACUGGUCUACAGGAAAGGCAUGGACCUUCUGGCCGGGGUAAUACCACAAAUCUGCUCUCGUCAUCGUGAUGUACAGUUUAUCAUAGGAGGAGAGGGCCCUAAGAGAAUAGUUUUAGAAGAGAUGAGGGAGAGCCAUGACCUUCACGAUAAGGUCCAGCUUCUGGGAGCGAUCAAUCACAGAGAUGUCAGAGAUGUGCUUGUACAAGGAGACAUUUUGAUCAACACCUCGCUGACUGAGGCUUUCUGCAUCGCUAUAGUGGAAGCAGCCUGCUGCGGGUUAUCGGUAGUUAGUACACGAGUAGGUGGGGCACCAGAAGUCCUCCCACCCGAUCUGAUCUACUUUGCAGAACCCAGUGUCAAAGAUUUGGUUCAGACAUUGGACAAAGCUAUUGAGGACAGAAGAAAGGAAAAUUUUGUUCCUCCAUUUGAAGCUCAUGAAAGAAUUAAGAAAAUAUACACUUGGAGAAACGUAGCCAAGCGUACAGAGAUUGUGUAUGGCCAUGUUAUGGAGGAAACUCCGAGUGACUCAGGAGACAGACUUAUCAGCUUUUACAAGUGUGGCCCAUUGUCAGGAAAGCUGUUUGUGAUUGCUGCAGUACUCAACAUGUUUCUUCUGUGGAUAUUGGAAACAUUAUGGCAACCAACACAGGAAAUAGAAUAUGCAGUGGAUUUGACACCAUUACAGAAUUUCAAAUGCAGACGACCAAGUAGAGAUGAUGAUAGUGCAAUGAUUGAUAAACAAUCCAUCAAGAGGACUCCACAGAGAUAAUCCACCCACCCAGUGAUCAAAUAUUUGUAUUUUUCUAAACUUAUAUUGUAUACAAGUACAGUAUUGCAUUCUCAAAUGUUACACACCUUUUGUUAUGAAAAGUCUUAAUGUUACAUAUAUGGAAAUUUUGUGAAAUUCUCUGAAUGAACAGUUUUGUGACGGUUCACACCUAUACAUGAUAGACUGCUUUGAUGAGAGAGUGCACAGGGUAGGCUGCUAAUUCAGGAACUGCAAUUCUAGUGUGGAAACUUAAAUGUUGUGUGUUAAAGAAGCCACCUUAUCUAUUUAAUUGUCUCGGUCCAUAUAUGUAUAGAAAGUGAAAGGGUUCAAAAUUCAGUCUUUGUAAUUUGAAAUUUGUAAUAGUAAAUGCAUGACUUGUACAAUGUAAUGUGUUUUAAUGUUAAAUGAAAAAGGUUAAACUGAUAUACAAUCAGUACAUGUGUAGUUUUCAAUAUGAAUGCUAUGUCUGUAUUUUGAAAUACAUAUACAUGUAUGUAUGCAUAUUUUGAAACUUGGAAUGUGGAAUUCAUUAAUGUUAAAAGUAAAAUUUGGCAUGCGAAAGCUGAAUUGCUAUGUAUAUUCAAAAUCUGUGUUCAUGUUAAAUAUUUCUAUGAUUUGUAUUAAAUAAAAUGCAAAAUCACUGCU
Ostrea edulis (European flat oyster) is the source of this 2228-nucleotide messenger RNA. RefSeq names its product phosphatidylinositol N-acetylglucosaminyltransferase subunit A-like. Gene Ontology annotation, biological process: GPI anchor biosynthetic process. The record is from RefSeq and is a predicted model, not a curated record. The transcript is spliced from 13 exons. Bases 204 to 1583 code for a protein of 459 amino acids. Gene Ontology annotation, molecular function: phosphatidylinositol N-acetylglucosaminyltransferase activity. Gene Ontology annotation, cellular component: glycosylphosphatidylinositol-N-acetylglucosaminyltransferase (GPI-GnT) complex. Lineage: Eukaryota; Metazoa; Mollusca; Bivalvia; Ostreida; Ostreidae.